This is a messenger RNA of Sphaeramia orbicularis (orbiculate cardinalfish), 3528 nucleotides long. RefSeq names its product cilia and flagella associated protein 57 (gene cfap57). Gene Ontology annotation, molecular function: protein binding. NCBI's taxonomy places the organism in Eukaryota, Metazoa, Chordata, Actinopteri, Kurtiformes, Apogonidae. The record is from RefSeq and is a predicted model, not a curated record. The transcript has 21 exons. Bases 1 to 3528 code for a protein of 1175 amino acids.
AUGUCCACUGUUGUCGCUCAGCCUCAUUUCAUGUUCGGGCUUCGUUCAGGAGUCACGAACAAUGUGUGUUUCUGCGAUGAACAAACUGUGGUUUUUCCCAGUGGAAACAACUGUGUGUGUUACAACAACGUCCAGAAGAACCAGAAGUUCAUCCCAGGUUCAGACAGAAGCCGGGGGAUGACAGCUCUAGCUAUCAGCGCUAACCGCCGUUAUCUGGCCGUGUCCGAGUGUGGAGACAGAGCCACCAUCACGGUGUUCGACCUGCAGCACGAGCAGGGCCGAAAGAGGAAGGUUCUGACUGCAGGAGACGUUCAGGUUCAGGAGUUUGGAUGCAUGGCCUUCUCCCCUGAUUCAAAGUAUCUGAUAGGCCAGACCAGCGGUCCUGACUGGGUGCUCAUCUUCUGGCUUUGGGAAAAACACAAAGUCCUGGCAAUGGUGACGACUACUACGUCAAAUAAUCCCAUUACCCAGGUGAGCUUCAACCCGUACAACAACAUGCAGCUCUGCGUCAGCGGUUCUGGAGUGUUCAAACCGUUCCGGUAUGCAGAGGGAACCCUGAGGCAGAGCAGCUUCCCAAAGGUGGAGUCCGUCAACUUCCUGUGCCACACCUGGGUGACAGAGGAGAGGGUGAUCGCCGGGACGGACACGGGCCGACUGCUGGUGUUCGAGUCCGGGGACCUACGGAGGGAGAUCAGCCUGAGCAGUGAGGUCAUGCAGGAGGUCACUGACAGGCAGCUGGAAAUGAAGAAAGUCAAAGAUCCUGUGGAGGGGGAUUCGUCUGCUCCUCGUGUCACAGCCAUCCUUGCAUUCUCCAGAGGUUUUAUGUGCUCUAUGGGUCCAGGCACCGUCUACCUGUUUGAGAAAACUAAAGAGGACAGUUACAGGAAGAUCAAGGACAUCCUGAUUCCUGCAGAGCUCUGUGGCAAUGAGAUGAACCCUACAGAAUACCAGGAGAUCCACAGCAUGUGCAUUAGUCCAGCACAGGAGACUCUGGUCAUCAGCACAGACGGAGGACAGAUGUACGCCGUCAGUCUGUCGUCUGUGGAGAAGAGCAAAGUGGCAGCAGAAAAAGAGGAACAGCUGCACUUUGAGUUUCUGUCUCAGUCCUUCCACUCCAAGUCCAUCACUGGUUUGUCCAUCUGCAUUCGAAAACCUCUCAUCGCCACCAGCUCUCUGGACCGUUCUGUCCGCAUCUGGAACUACGAAACUAAAGAGUUGGAGCUGUACAAGGAGUUCCAAGAGGAGGCGCACAGCGUGGCUCUGCACCCCACUGGGCUCUUCAUGCUGGUGGGCUUCUCCGACAAACUCCGACUGAUGAACUUACUCAUCGAUGACAUUCGGACCUUCAAGGAGUUCACUGUGCGCAGCUGCCGAGAGUGUGCCUUUAGUCACGGAGGCCACAUGUUUGCAGCCGUCAGUGGAAAUGUCAUCCACAUUUACUCUACCACCUCUUUUGAGAACAUCCUGAAUCUCAAGGGCCACAACGGAAAGGUGCGAGGUAUUGAGUGGAGUCAGGACGACAGCCGGCUGGUGUCAUGUGGGAUGGACGGUGCCGUGUACGAGUGGAACACUUGGACCGGCAAGCGGGAGUCGGAGUGCGUCCUGAACUCUUGCAGCUACACAGGGGUGGCCUUCUCCUCAGACUAUAAAACCAUUGUUGCCGUGGGAACCGACCUCACUCUGAAGGAGAUCCAAGACUGUCAGGUUCUAAGGGAGGUUCCUGCUGAUGAUGUGGCUCACAAUGCUGUCACAACAUCUCGAACUGGUAGGGUGGUCUUUACUGGAACCUCCAGUGGAACCAUCAGGGCUGUUAAGUACCCAUUACCCAUGCAGAAGGACUGGAUCAUGUACCAGGCACACUGUGCUCCUGUUACUAAGAUGGCGAUCACUUUUGAUGAGCAGUUCCUGCUGACAGUGUCUGAAGACGGCUGUCUGUUAAUGUCUAAAAUCGUCGAUAAGGAAGGCCGUGGACUGAAGACCAACAAACAGAUCAUCCAUACUGAGGAGAUCCUCGUCACCAAGUCGGACCUGGAGGAGAAGAACCAGAAUAUGAUGGAACUGAAGAUGCGGCUGGAGGAGCUGCAGAUGGAAAACGAAUACCAACUGCGCCUUAAGGACAUCACCUACAACGAGAAGAUCAAAGAGCUCUCUGACAAGUUCAGCCAGCAGAUCAAGGAUCUAGAAGCAGCACAACAGGCCCUAAAGACAGAGAUGGAAAAGCAGGAGCGUGAGCAUCAUGACAGAUCUGCACAGGUCACAGAGAACCACUCUAAAGAAGUGACAGAUUUGGAGACAUCCUACAGUCAGAAGCUGAUUGUGGAGCACGAGCGCUUCAUAGAUCUUCAGCAGAAAUGCCAAAGGAUUCAGGAAAACUAUGAGGAACGACUGAAGGAUGCAGCAGAGAGUAAAAGCCGAGCUCUGGAGGAGCUGACAGAGCUUUAUGAAACCAAGCUCCGGGACAAGACUGAGAUCCUGGCUCAGUGCCAGGAGGAGGCAAAACAGAAAACCUGUGAGUUUAAAGAGACAAUAAAGCAAAUGGAGGAGAAUGAGAAGCGGACGAUCCAUGACAUUCAGACCAAGUACGAACAGAAACUGAACGCAGAGAAAGAGACCAACCUCAGUCUGAAGGGGCAGACGGAUAUCAUGGCACAGAAGUUCUACAGUCUGCAGAGACAGAUCGACGACAGAGGAGCCGACAUAAACAAACUGAAGCAGGAGCGACAGAGGCUGCUGGGUCUGAUCCGAUCCAUGGAGAGCGACAUCGAGGACCUGAAGAGGAAGAUCUCUGGACUGGAACGGACCAACCAGGACAAGGAUAAGACCAUCGCCAGCUUGAAGAAGAAGAACAUGGAACUGGAGAAACUCAAGUUUGUUCUGGAUUUCCAGUUGAAUGAGUUGAAGAAUAAGAUUGAGCCUCAACAAGAUGACAUCAGUGAAAUGAAGGAGAGGAUCCAGCAGCUGGAGGAGGAGUUGGUGAAUCUGGAUAAAUCCAACACCCAUCUGAAGCUCAGUGUGUCUGACCUGAAACUCAAACUGAGGACCAGAGAGAAGGAGAUGCACAAAGAGAUGCAGAAAAUGAAGGACUUAGAGACGCAGCUGCAGCGGCUGAAGUCUGACCUCCACGAUUGUGUCGGUGUCAUCCAGGAGCCAAAGAAGCUAAAGGAGUGUGUGAAGAUGAUCCACGCUCGAUACGUCCAGCAGACUGAUGUGGUGUUGAAAAGUAGCGUAGAAGAAGAAAUCCAAGAGGCGUUCUGUCGACAGCGCGAGCACCUGGAGAAGACUGUUACUAGUCUGAAGACGAGACUGGAAAAAUCUGCCGAGGAGCACGAGAAGACCUACGUCAAGAUCAUGAAGGAGAAUGUGACUCUAAUCACUGAAAUCAAUGAACUGCGUAAGGAGCUGCGUUCAGUGAGGAGUCAGGCUAAAGAAUACAAAGCACAGCUGAUCGUUUCAAAGAAGUCCCGUCAGUCUCGUCCAAGCUCAGAAGAAGGACCCAAGAAGGAGCCGUCACACGAAGAGGCCACAUAA